AUGGCCUUGCAAAGACCACCGAAGCUGAAACACUUCUUAUGGAGGGCUUGCAAAGGCUUCCUUGCUGUCAAGGAACGCCGCCUUUUCUAUCGUCACGUUGUAUCAGAGAAAUCAUGCUCAAUCUGUAGCUCCCUGGAUGAGACUAUCAUCCACUCUACAUUCAAGUGUGCUACAGCAAAGGAAAUAUGGGCUGCUAGUUCAUUUAUGGCUCAGAUUAAUGUUGCUCCUGCUCGAAGCUUUGUGGAAAGAUUUAUGUGGAUUUUGAAGAAUGAGUUAGUCACCAAGGCAGCACUUGCUUGGGCGUCAUGGUACUGUAGAAAUAAACACAUCUUUGAGCAAGAUGGAUUCAAUGUCGUGGAGGUAGCAAAGAGCUGGGUGGAUCUGGCGUAUGAAAGCAAUGCAUAUGCGAUAAAAGUGAUUAAUAGGACUGCCCCAACUGUUGGCCCUUCCCCUAGCUCAUGGAGUUGUCCUAGUGCGGGCACGGUUAAAGUAAAUUGUGAUGCUUAUCUUGGUGCAAAAACCGGUCUAGGGGUGGUGAUUAAAAGCGAGCAUGGACAUCUUCUAGGCGCUGCAAUUCGUGAGGAGUAUGGAGGGUGGAAUGUUGAGGCGACGAGGCAGCUACAUGUCGAUUUGGAUUGA
Molecule: messenger RNA, 639 nt
Organism: Chenopodium quinoa (quinoa)
Lineage: Eukaryota; Viridiplantae; Streptophyta; Magnoliopsida; Caryophyllales; Amaranthaceae
Exons: 1
Coding region: 1-639 (212 amino acids)
Source: RefSeq, a predicted model, not a curated record